Messenger RNA from Fibroporia radiculosa, 1482 nucleotides. RefSeq lists its product as uncharacterized. Gene Ontology annotation, biological process: autophagy; cytoplasm to vacuole targeting by the Cvt pathway. Lineage: Eukaryota; Fungi; Basidiomycota; Agaricomycetes; Polyporales; Fibroporiaceae. Gene Ontology annotation, cellular component: phagophore assembly site. The record is from RefSeq and is a predicted model, not a curated record. Bases 1 to 1482 code for a protein of 493 amino acids. The transcript has 8 exons. Gene Ontology annotation, molecular function: phosphatidylinositol binding.
AUGCUUGGAGACGAUGAAGAUAUCUUCGACAGCGUCACCUGGGAGUCUCCUGCAGCGCCAGCCACCGAUGUUGGCGGACCCUCUGCGCAUAUUGGUCCUGGAUACCGCCAAAGCACAUCUGAGAGCGAUGAAGGAAGGGGGCCUCACGAUCCAAAAUGGGGGGGUUAUCUCAUAACGAGUGUGAAAGACCCAGUUAAGGAGCUCGCCGAGACCAAGGAUGCAUAUGUUUCGUACUUGGUCUCCGCGAAGGCGAGUCUUGUCGUCGUUUCUACAUCAACCGGAUGCUUGAAUCUUCUACAGACCAACUUGCCCAUGUUCUCAACACCCAAUCCCUCAUCAAGGAGGCGCUUUCAGGAUUUUGUGUUCCUACGCGACCAUCUGGCCAAAGACUUCCCAGCAUGUGUGGUCCCUCCACUGCCGGACAAGCACAGGCUUGAAUAUGUGACGGGAGAUAGGUUCAGUCCGGAAUUCAUGGAGCGACGCCGAUUAGACCUCCAUCGAUUUUUACAGCGGCUUGCACGCCAUCCGACGCUGCAGCGGAGUACGCUUCUCCGCGCGUUCUUUGAGUCGACGGAAUGGCACGUCCACAUGCACCAACAUGUUGCCCAUCCACCGGGUCCUGAAUCUUCCACUGGCAUGAUAGACACCAUAUCCGACACCCUUCUCAACGCUUUCUCUCGUGUACGCAAGCCUGACGAGCGUUUUCUCACGAUGCGCGAGUCCGUCGACAAAUUUGAGGAAGGAAUUGCAAUCUCCGAACGUCUUUGGAGCCGAGUGCGGAAUCGAACAAAUGUCUCUGAGGCUGAAAGAGAUGGCGGUACUGUACCGGCGGAAGAUCUCACCGGCGACUAUCAUGAUCUUGCGGUCGCGGUGCAAGGAUUAGGGUUUUUGGAAUCGGGGAUUACGGACCCGUUGAACCACUUCUCAAACACCUUAUUGGAAUUUUCUGCACUCUUACGACACACGACGCAUACGACAUCCGAUCCGUUCCUCGUACACCUCCACUCAUUACUCACUUACUCACACGCAAACCGGGCGGUCCUUAAGCUCCGAGACCAAAAGCAGAUGGACUUCGAAGAGCUCUCCGACUACCUGUCAGGUGUCACCUCGGAGCGCGACAGGCUCGCAGCCGUCAUUAGUGGUCACGCCGGAAGUACUGGCCUUGGUCUUGGUGCAUACCUCAAAGACAGGGUAGAUGCAUUGCGUGGAGCUGAUGAUGAUAGGAGCCGCGUCGAAAAGAUGCGCAAGUUGGAUGGGAAGAUUAAGGAGCUUCAAGAUGCAGUCACAACAGCGCAUGAGACGUCUGAUGCCUUUAGUGACGAAGUCCUCUGCGAGCAAACUGUCUUCCAGUAUUCCAAGGACGCUGAAAUGAAGGAGAUGUUUGGUAAUUUGGCAGAUGGUCAAAUUGAGUUUUAUAAGGCGGCAAUGGAAGAGUGGGAGCGCAUCAUACCCAUUAUUCAGCGCAUUCGAGUGGACGUUUAA